AUGACUAACUAUAAGCUCUACUAUUUCAACUUAGAUGCCAGAGCAGAAUUAAUCAGACUUUUGUUUGCUUAUGGUGGCAUCAAGUACGAAGAUAUACGUUACAGCUUUGACGAAUGGCCAAAAGUUAAAGAAAGUGGUCCAUUCCCCUUUAAGCAAAUGCCCGUUCUUGAAGUGGAUGGGAAACCAAUCUGUCAAAGCAAUGCCAUUUGCCGACAUUUAGCUCGAGUUAUCGGCAUUGACGGUAAAAACGAGACUGAGAAAGUACUCAUUGACAUGGUUGCUGAUAGUUGCACCUAUGAGAUUGUCGAAAAGGCCUACGAUCACCGUGCACCUUUUGCGGAACCCGAUGAAAACAAGAGAGUUGAAAAGGGAAAAGUCUUCCGUGACGCGAAGUUAGAGCCGUUCUUGAUUAAUCUCGACAACUUAUACCAGAAAAUUGGAGGCAAAUACUUUGUCAGUGAUGAGAUUACAUACGCUGAUCUGGCAUACUAUCGCAUGAUCAACAACGUCAAACCAUUAUUGGCGGAUCUUCCUACACCUCAUCCAAAGCUUAAGGAUCUUUACGCUCGCAUUUCUGAAAACGAGAAGCUUAAAGAAUGGGAAAAGCACAAAGCCGAAGCAAUAUUCUAA
Trichoplax adhaerens is the source of this 630-nucleotide messenger RNA. RefSeq lists its product as uncharacterized. Gene Ontology annotation, molecular function: glutathione transferase activity. The coding region runs from base 1 to 630 and encodes 209 amino acids. The record is from RefSeq and is a predicted model, not a curated record. The transcript has 5 exons. NCBI's taxonomy places the organism in Eukaryota, Metazoa, Placozoa, Uniplacotomia, Trichoplacea, Trichoplacidae. Gene Ontology annotation, biological process: glutathione metabolic process.